CGCCAGGGGGCGAGGCCAAGGGGUGAUCUUGUUGCGGUUGUUGCUGUUUUAUGGACCGAACUUCUCUCGCUCUCGGAUCCGGCUUCUUUCAUUUUCGUUUCCCGGAAGAACAGUAUCAUUGCUCACGCUACCUACUACGCUGUAUUUCACACAGCAGAGUAAGUGGGGUAGCGAGUGAGCACUAUUUGGGUGGAAGGCUGCUUUGUAUCCAAAGGUCCCCAGAACCAGAGGUCCUAUCUUCCAUCUCCACCUGUAAUGCAGGCUGAAGUGACAGCCAGUUCUUCAAGUCCUGAGACAGCAUCUGCUUCACCCCUGCAAUUGCAUCCCACACCUGUGACAUCACUACAGCCACCACUCUAUGAGGGACAAAUAUUCACAUUACCAGGCCGGCUCAGAAUCCAGCCUUCUCUGUGGAGCAAGGAUGAUGUGAUUCACUGGUUACGAUGGGCUGAAAAGGAAUAUUCGCUCCGGGAAACAGAUGGAAGCAAGUUUGAAAUGAAUGGAAAAGCCCUUUGUAUUCUCACCAAGGAAGAUUUCAGAUUGCGGGCUCCCAAUUCAGGAGAUGUUCUGUAUGAGUUACUCCAAUACAUAAAGACCCAGAGGAGAGCCCUUGUUUGCAGCCCUUUCUUUAACUCUCCCUUUAGAGAUGCAGAACAGACCCAGACCCAGAGCACUACUGAAGAUAUGAAAGGCAGGUUAGAAGGUCUCCCAGCUGAUGGCCGUGUACCGCCUGCAGAAUGUUUGAUUCUCACUACUAGUCGUCCAAGCCACGUGGACCAAUACAGAUCUUCCACCAAAACCUUCUACAGUCCUGCAGCAAUUAAUCUCCCUCACAACACAGAUCUCAGUUACAGGGCAGAUGUUGUCUGCUCUUUCCCUGUGACAUCACCUGCUCCAGUCAGUGGUAAAAUUGCAGAUUGCAGAUUACUCUGGGAUUAUGUCUACCAGCUGCUCUGUGACAGCCGCUAUGAAUCAUUUAUCAAAUGGGAAGACAAAGAAGCCAAAAUAUUUCGAGUUGUCGAUCCCAACGGAUUAGCCAGACUCUGGGGAAAUCACAAGAACCGCAUGAACAUGACAUAUGAGAAGAUGUCAAGAGCCUUGAGACAUUACUAUAAACUCAACAUAAUCAAAAAAGAACCUGGACAGAAACUCUUAUUUAGAUUUCUGAAAACUCCUGGAGAGGCAAAACAUGACAAGUACAAUAAAUUUGAACAGCUGGACAGUGAAGAGCAGGAAGGGGAAGACUGGAAAGAUGAUGUGUUGGAGAUCUCCCCCUAGCCAUCUGCCUAGUGGCACCAAGAGGCUGGGUUUGCAGUGGAAAGGCCUUAAGUGGCAGGGCAAAGACAUCUUCAGGCUUGUCUGUGCUGUAGCUUUCUGCAGCUCAAAUAUAUGGAAUUAGGUGGCUAGGCAUACACUGCCUUUGUGUCUGGGUGUCUCCUUUUAAACGGCUUGUGCACGAUCAGUGAACUUGGGGUUUACACAGCAACUCUGUUCCAAAACAGCUGUCUCCCAAAGCAGGUCCCCUCUCCACCCUGCUUGCUAGUGGAGUUGGUAUCUCAUCUAGAUCAGAUGUUUAAAAAACAUUGUUUCAUAAAUAUGGCUGAGUUGUGCAACCACAGUAAAACUUAACCCACAUUUGCAGAUGCAAUGAAUGAUUAUAAUGGGACAAAGGCACUCUGUGUCAGGCAUGAAGACACAAGGGCCGAUCAACUUUGCCAAUAUACAGCCAGGACAAAGACUCAGUAAAAGUUUAAAUUGGCUAGAAACAUAUUUUGACAUAUUGUUCCAAUGUUUUGAUAGGAGCACUUGAAAAUGGUAUAGCACUGGAACCUGGCGAACACAGCUCCUCCUAAUGAUGAUUAGAAUGGCUCUUCAGUGUUUUCAGUGUAGAUGACACCGGGUGCCUUUUACGCCAGUUCAACAUAGAGCUACAGUAGCCUGCUAAUGCAGAUCAAAGUAAUUAGCACCCUGGUAAUACCUUAUUUUACAAGUUGUUUUGCCUGUAAGGAUGCCAUUAUUCCCAUCUUUAUGGAUGGGAAUAGAGCCCGAGACUUAAAUGUAUUUUGCCAACUGCAAAUGUAAACAAAGCUCUUGUCUCAGCCACACAACGCUCCCACUUUCCUGACACAUUAAGAAUGUUCAAAGUUGGCCACAAGAAUCAGGUUUAUCUCUCAUUCUCAUGACGAAUGAUUGAAGUCUGAGCCUUUUGCUUGAGUUAAUUAUCUUUUAAAAAACAACACACCCUUAGAGAUUAAUAUUGGUAUCUGCAUCAAAAAAUGUAUCUAAAGAGUUCAGUGGAGAAGCAGUACUGCACAUAGAUGAAUACAGAUGCUAAUUGACAUCGGCAUUACCUGCAUGAUUGUAAACUUUCUUUUGCACAUUGAUCUCCCUUGCUGCUGGAUCAAGAGUUGGUUUAUGGAAAAAUUGCCUUCAGGAAGUUGCUCUCAAACAUUAGGAAAACCCCACUUGGGUGGGGCACAAGUUGUGUUUUCUCAGGGAGGGACAUCAUUCUGAGCCAAGAACUGCUGGCCACAGGGCCUCCCAACUCCAUCUUAGAUUUGUGGAAGGGCCUGCAUUUUCACUGCACCCUCAGCUGUCUUGGAGGUCCACCACAUUUGGUGGAAAAGUGGGAUGUAAAUACUUUAAAUCUAUCAAUCAAAAUAAUCCCUACAGUUAUUUGAGAAGGGGAUUCAGAAAGAGUUUCUCCUUUCUCCUUAACUGGGUUAAGAGACAAAUUGUUAAGAAUAUGUAUAUACUGCUUUUCAGCAAACGUGGUUUACGGAGCAAAGGUAUGAAAAUAUGGUUUCCUGUCCAAAAAGAGCUCACAGUCUCUCUCACACACAUAUAGGAAACUUCAGCACCAACUGGAGAGAUGGUCUACUGCACUGAAUAGGGACAGUUCUUCUCCCUGUGUCUAAAUAUAAGAGCCACCCCCUUAAAGUGUGCCUUUUUACCCACUUAGCAGGGGUUAGCCUAAUCUUGUACUUGAAUCAAUUCCUAAUCAAACAUACAUUUUUGCACUAAAGAUGUACUUAAGUGCUUUGCUGCUGCAGGAACAAGCAAAGAUUUGUAGCAUGGGUAGAUAGGAAGAGGUUUGCUCUGUUUUUUAUAAUAGACAAGGCUAUGCAAUAAACUGAACAGAAAUUAUGAAUUCAA
This is a messenger RNA of Hemicordylus capensis (graceful crag lizard), 3156 nucleotides long. RefSeq names its product ETS variant transcription factor 7 (gene ETV7). Gene Ontology annotation, biological process: regulation of transcription by RNA polymerase II; cell differentiation. The record is from RefSeq and is a predicted model, not a curated record. Bases 256 to 1278 code for a protein of 340 amino acids. Gene Ontology annotation, molecular function: sequence-specific DNA binding; DNA-binding transcription factor activity, RNA polymerase II-specific. Gene Ontology annotation, cellular component: nucleus. Lineage: Eukaryota; Metazoa; Chordata; Lepidosauria; Squamata; Cordylidae. The transcript has 8 exons.